Molecule: messenger RNA, 4226 nt
Organism: Drosophila busckii
Lineage: Eukaryota; Metazoa; Arthropoda; Insecta; Diptera; Drosophilidae
Gene: CenG1A
Product: centaurin-gamma-1A
Exons: 8
Coding region: 316-3399 (1027 amino acids)
Cellular component (GO): nucleus
Molecular function (GO): protein binding; GTPase activity; GTP binding
Source: RefSeq, a predicted model, not a curated record
GUUAUUUAUGUGUGGAACAGGUGUAAAAUUGACAAUUUUCGUGGCAUAUAGUUUGUAAUUGGUGAUGCUAACGUAGUCGCUCUUUAGCAAAUAUGUUAUUGCGCGCUGUCAGUUUCGUCGUCGGUCGGUUAGAAAUUUGUGCCAUUGCGUGUGCGUGUGAGUGUGUGUGUAUGUGUGUGCGCGUUUAGUUUACGUUUUUUGUUUUUGGGGUCUUCUGUAUCGGCAUCCCAGGCAAACGCAUUAACGCAAUCAAGCAAUUUAAGUUAAUUAAAAACGUUAGCUAAAUUACGUGUGGUCAACGCCAACGCAAUUGCAAUGAGUAAUUAUCAUUCGCAUACAACGCUGUCGCAUAUACAGCAACAACAACAACAAAUACAACAGCAACUGCAACAACAACAGCAGCUCCAGCUACAGAAUCAUCUACAGCAGCAGCAGCAUCAUCUGCCGCCACAUUUACAGUUGACAGUGACGCCGCCCCAGCAGCAGCGUCAGAAUCACAAUACGCCCACAACCACCCAAAAUCAGUUGACGUUGAAUACAGCGUCGACGUCCGCUGCUGCUGCCGCCGCCGCUGCGUCCAUAUUAGUAGCCCAGCCCCCGCAGCCGCUGAUAAGCAAUUCGCUUGCAAUUCGACAAGAAAUCCAGCGCUUCGAGAGCGUUCAUCCAUCGAUCUAUGCUAUAUACGAUUUAAUAGAUCUGCUGCCGCUGCCGGACGCACAGAUUAUUGCUCAACAGAUACGCGAUCAUGUUGUUUGCAUUGAAGAUUCCUUCGUUAAUAGCCAGGAAUGGACGAUUUCACGUUCGGUGCCCGAUCUGCGGCUGGGCAUAGUUGGUUCGCUCAAUUCGGGCAAAUCAGCGCUAGUGCAUCGUUAUCUCACGGGUUCCUACAUGCAGGAAGAGUCACCUGAGGGUGGACGCUUCAAGAAGGAAGUCUUCAUCGAUGGCCAAAGUUAUCUCUUGCUCAUACGCGAUGAGGGAGGGGCACCCGAAAUGCAGUUUGCUGGCUGGGUGGAUGCAGUAAUCUUUGUAUUUAGCCUGGAGAACGAGAACAGCUUCAACACAGUUUACAAUUAUUAUACUAAAAUGGCGCACUUUCGCAAUGGACAGGACAUACCCAUGAUAUUGGUCGGAACGCAAGAUGCCAUAAGCGAACGCAAUCCGCGCGUUAUCGACGACACACGUGCGCGUAAAUUGGCGAGCGAUUUAAAGCGCUGCUCCUACUACGAGACCUGCGCCACCUACGGCCUGAAUGUGGAGCGAGUCUUCCAGGAUGCCUGUCAAAAGAUAUUGUCGCAGCGUCUGCCUCUGCCGCCAGCAAUGCAGCCACCGCGACCGACAACACCACAGGGCACGCGCUUGGGACUCAGUGCCUCCUACCAGGCGGCAACCAAUGGACAACGCGCGCAGCAGCAGCAGCUGCCGAUGCGCAUGAGCGCGGACUUUGCACAGGCAGAGCAAAAGCUUUGGUCACUCCAAGCCUGCUCCAAUGAUAACAACAAUAUAACCAAAUACAAUCCAGCAGCAGCAGCAGCAGCUGCCGCCGCACAACAGCAACAACAACAGCAGCAGCAGCAGCAGCAGUUGUCGCUGCAGGGCGAUUGCUCGCAAGUGCAGCUGCGUGAUCCGCGCGAUUUGGCGCCGCCGCCUGGCAAGGAGCUGCCCACGCCCACAUCAACGCCCACAACAAGCCGCAAGAGUCGCCGGCGCUCGAAUCUGUUUAUACCCUCGUCCUCGAAGAAGAGCGACAAGGAGCCGAAGAGCAGCGAGCUGGGCAGCGGACGCUCCAUACCCAUCAAGCAGGGCUAUCUAUAUAAGCGCUCCAGCAAAUCGCUGAACAAGGAGUGGAAGAAAAAGUACGUGACACUCUGCGACGAUGGCAAACUCACCUACCACCCCUCGCUGCACGAUUACAUGGACGAUGUGCAUGGCAAGGAGAUACCGCUGCAAUAUGUCACAGUCAAGGUGCCGGGCCAGAAGCCGCGCGGCUCCAAGUCCAUCAUUACCAACAGCGCGCUGACCAGCUCACUGCUGGCGAACGGGCAGCGGGUGCAGGGCACGUUGAGUGAAGGCAUCGGCUGCUUGACGCUCGCCAAGGACAAUCAGCGCAAGCUGAGCGAGAAGCUGUCGCUGCUGGGCGCCGGCAGCGGCGCUGAGCCGCUCAAGUCGAACAGCUCACAGCAGACAAGCGGCGACGAGGGCAUUGCCAUGUCGAAUUCCAACUCACAGACCUUCAUUGUGGGCGAGGCGGCCAGCAGCAAGCUGGAGGCGCAAACGCCGAAUGUAAAGAAGCGACAUCGUCGCAUGAAGAGCAGCAGCGUCAAGGCCAACGAGGCGGAUGACAACGAUGGCUACGAGUUCUAUAUAGUCUCGCUGGACUCCAAGCAGUGGCACUUUGAGGCUGCCAAUUCGGAGGAGCGCGAUGAGUGGGUGGCUGCUGUGGAGCAGGAGAUAUUCAAGAGUCUGCAGAGCAACGAGAGCAGCAAGACGAAGCCAGUGAGCAGCACCGAGCUGGCUGCCAUGGUGGCCAUAAGACAACGCGUGCCUGGCAAUGCGCAUUGCGUCGACUGCGGAGCGCCGCAUCCUGAGUGGGCCAGUCUCAAUCUGGGCGUGCUCAUGUGCAUUGAGUGCUCGGGCAUACAUCGCAAUCUGGGCUCACAUAUAAGCAAAGUGCGCUCGCUGGGUCUAGACGAUUGGUCUUCGUCACACUUGAGCGUUAUGCUAGCCAUAGGCAACAGUCUGGCCAAUUCUGUUUGGGAGGCAAAUACGCGUCAACGCAACAAGCCCACAGCGCAGGCAACUCGCGAGGACAAGGAACGCUGGAUACGCAGCAAAUAUGAGGCGAAGGAGUUUCUGACGCCGCUGGGCACGGGCACGCAUGUGAACGCAGCCACGCCUGGUCAGCAAUUAAUUGAGGCUGUCAUACGCGCAGACAUCAAGUCGAUUGUCUCCAUACUGGCCAACUGUCCCACAGAAGUGGCCAAUGCCAAUGUGAGCGCGCGAGAUGUGCGCACGCCGCUGCUGCUGGCCUGCGCCAUUGGCAAUCUGGCCAUAGCACAGCUGCUCAUCUGGAAUGGCGCCAAUAUAAAGCAUACGGAUCAUGAGGGACGCACCUGUUUGGCUUAUGCACGCGCUGCGCAAUCUCUGGCCACUGCCAAAUCGAUGAAGGUCAAAGCUGCUGCCGCCGCUGGAGCAGCAGCGCCAACGCCAGCGCCAGCUGCAGCUGCUAAUGGCGGGAUACCUGCACCGCAGUACAAUGUGGAGGACACCACAGCGUUGGUGGAGCUGCUGGUGGGCCUGGGCUGUCCGGAGUCGGCGCCACUUACAGCCAGUGGCACGCUGCCCCGCAGACGCGACACUCUGGGCACGCCGUAUGAAAAGUCUAUAUCGGGCGUAAUCUAAGCAUAGCGUGCAUAGUUGAAUUUCUUAAGCUAAUUAAUUAAUAAUCAAUUGUAUAAUCAUUUAAUAUGUUGUUCGUAAUUAGUUUUUAACAAAAGCAAACGCCUCAUGUUCUGUUUCUCUGUGUAUAGCAAUUAUUUUGGGAGAGUAUAACGCUUAGUGUUUAGUUUAAUUCAAAAUGUGCAAAUGAUGUUUUUUUUUCGUUCAUUCGUUUGAAUGUAAAUUCACUUAAGGUUUUUAAUUCGAUUAGCUCGUAAGCAGCAGUUGUACAGUCUUGUUGUAAUCUCAAGUUUUAAUUAAUUUAUUAUUUACGUAUUAUUAUGUUUUUUAUACUAUUACGAUUGUACAUGUUUUUAUGUCGUUUGCAAAACAAAUUGAAGCUAUUUUUUUUAACUACAUGUAUAUCUAUUGAGAGAAUUCUUGUUUGUCAAUCGUAUAACAUUUAUAUAAUUUUAAAAACGCUAAAGAUUGAGAAUAUAUAUACGUAUAAACAUAGUGAAUUUAAGAUUAAAGCCAAAAACAAAAAACAAACUUAAACUAUACAAUAUACACACACACAUGAAUAUACAAAAGUUGAAAUUGCUUGAUAAUCGGCUAAAACACGCUUAACUUGUAGCUUAUACAACAAAAUUAAGAAAAGGCAGAACAUUUGUUGGCAUUCGAAGUAAUUAUACACAUAAAUUUAAUAUAUUAGCAAAAAGUAAUAAAAUGACAAAAUAUAUGAUAUACAAUAUAUAUGUAUGUAGCAACACUUGAAAGUAUUUCAAACCAAUUAAAUAUAUUAUAGUUAUAAAUUUCAAUAUAUAUAUGUAUACACCCCCCACUUUAAG